This is a messenger RNA of Eruca vesicaria subsp. sativa (arugula), 1263 nucleotides long. The record is from the annotation of a GenBank genome assembly. Lineage: Eukaryota; Viridiplantae; Streptophyta; Magnoliopsida; Brassicales; Brassicaceae.
AUGGCCUUAGAAGAAGAGGAAGAGGUUCAAAACGCACCGUUUUGUAUGCUUUUGUGCGAGGAAGACAGUAGUGUGUUCGAGGAAGACGAGAGCGUUGUAAAGUCUCAGUCUUUUCAUCUGGGUUUUCACGAUCAUGACAUGUUAUGGGACGAAGAUGAGUUAUCGAGUCUGAUCUCGAAGGAGGAAGAGUUAAAGCCUUGUCUUUCCGACAAGACCUUAAAUGAGUUUCUGGCUUUGUGUCGUGACAACGCUCUUGGUUGGAUUUUUCGAGUGAAAGGUUAUUACGGGUUUAGUUCCUUGACGGCUCUUCUCGCUGUUAACUACUUCGAUAGGUUUAUUACAAGCAGGAAGUUUCAGACGGAUAAGCCAUGGAUGUCUCAGCUUACAGCUGUGGCUUGUUUGUCUUUAGCUGCUAAAGUUGAAGAGAUCCGUGUUCCAUUGCUCUUAGAUCUCCAAGUGGGAGAUGCAAGAUAUGUCUUUGAAGCUAAGACUAUUCAGAGGAUGGAGCUUUUGAUUCUCUCUACUCUUCAAUGGAAGAUGCAUCCUGUGACUCCAAUCUCGUUUUUAGAUCACAUUAUCCGUCGAUACAGCUCUAAGUCUCACCAGCAGUUUGAGUUCUUGAGUCGAUGUGAAUCUAUGUUGCUCUCCAUUGUUCAUGAUCCUAGGUUUAUAAGUUACAGCCCUUCUGUGUUAGCCACUGCAAUAAUGGUCUCUUUUGUUAGAGAUUUCAAGAUGUGUGACGAAGCUGAAUACGAAUCUCAGCUCAUGACUCUACUAAAAGUCGAUCCGGAGAAAGUAAAUAAAUGCUAUGAGUUAGUGUUAGAUCACAAUCCAAGCAAGAAGAGAAUGCAACCCGCUAACCGAAGGGGUAUGUUUGAUGCAUCAAUCAGCUCUAAUGGCUCCAACGAGUCAUGGGUUGUGUCUGCUUCUGCUUUAGUCUCUGCAUCACCGUCGUCUCCAGAGCCUCUAUUCAAGAGGAGAAGAGUGCAUGACCAGCAGAUGAGUUGUCUCGUGGUUGAAUGAUGAUCUAAUAACGUAACUGACAUAGAGAGGUUUGAGGAAAUUUGUACACUGAAUUGAAGAAACAACUGACGAGUUGGUUGGACAACUAAUAGUUUUGAGAAUCAAAUAAGACUCUUGUCUUCUUAAGCAUUGUUUGGCUUUUCCAAAUCAUGUAUUUAUUUGUUUAUGUUUUGUUCCCAUUUUUAGAGGUGUUUUUAUAGUUGAAAUGAUAUGAAGUGAGACCAAACAAUUGGGUUGAUA